Molecule: messenger RNA, 2085 nt
Organism: Trichoderma harzianum CBS 226.95
Lineage: Eukaryota; Fungi; Ascomycota; Sordariomycetes; Hypocreales; Hypocreaceae
Exons: 3
Coding region: 1-2085 (694 amino acids)
Cellular component (GO): cytosol
Molecular function (GO): NADPH-hemoprotein reductase activity; flavin adenine dinucleotide binding; FMN binding
Source: RefSeq, a predicted model, not a curated record
AUGGCGGAACUGGACACGUUGGACAUCCUGGUCCUGGGUGUCAUCCUGCUGGGAACAUUUGCCUACCUGACAAAGGGCACGCUCUGGGCCAAGCAGAAGGAUCCCUAUGCCAAUGCCGCCUACCUCAACGGCAAUGCCGCCAGGGCGGGCAAGACGCGCAACUUUGUCGAGAAGAUGGAGGAGUCUGGCAAAAACUGUAUCAUCUUCUAUGGCUCGCAGACUGGUACCGCUGAGGACUACGCCUCUCGUCUUGCCAAGGAGGGCAAGAGCCGCUUCGGCCUCGAGACCAUGGUCGCUGACCUAGAAGAGUACGACUUCGACGCUAUGGAUACCCUGCCUUCGGACAAGAUCGCCUUCUUCGUCAUGGCCACCUACGGCGAGGGCGAGCCCACUGAUAACGCCGUCGAAUUCUACGAGUUCAUCAACGGAGACGACGUCGCCUUCUCCCAGGGCGGCGAAGACGCUCCUCUCGACAACUUCCACUACGUCGCUUUCGGUCUCGGUAACAACACCUACGAACACUACAACUCCAUGGUCAGGGAUGUCGACAGGCUCCUGACCAAGUAUGGCGCUCACCGCAUUGGAAACGCUGGCGAGGGUGACGAUGGCGCUGGAACCAUGGAAGAGGACUUUUUGGCUUGGAAGGAACCCAUGUGGGCUGCUUUGGCUGCUCACAUGGGCCUGGAAGAGCGCGAGGCCGUCUACGAACCCGUCUUUGGCAUUACUGUCCGUGAGGGCCUGACUCCUCAGUCCCCCGAAGUCUACCUCGGCGAGCCCAAUAAGAUGCACCUUGAAGGCGCCCAGAAGGGCCCCUUCAACGCUCACAACCCGUACAUUGCCCCCAUUGCCGAAUCCUACGAACUCUUCAAGGUCAAGGACAGGAACUGCAUCCACCUUGAGAUUGACAUCAGCGGCUCCACCCUGUCGUACACUACUGGUGACCACAUUGCCAUCUGGCCUACCAACGCUGGUGACGAGGUCGACCGAUUCCUGCGCGUCACUGGACUUACCGACAAGCGUGAGCAAGUCAUCUCCGUCAAGGCUCUUGAGCCCACUGCCAAGGUUCCCUUCCCGACCCCGACCACUUAUGAUGCUAUCGUCCGCUACCACUUGGAAAUUGGUGCUCCCGUCUCCCGUCAAUUUGUCUCCACUCUCGCUGCUUUUGCUCCUAACGAGGAGAUCAAGACUGAGAUGACCAAGCUGGGUAGCGACAAGGACUACUUCCAUGAGAAGACCGGUUCUCAGCUCUUCAACAUUGCUCGCUUAUUGGAACACGUCGGCAACGGAGAGACCUGGGACAAGAUCCCCUUCUCUGCUUUCAUUGAAGGCUUGACCAAGCUGCAGCCCCGCUACUACUCCAUCUCGUCCUCUUCCCACGUUCAGCCCAAGAAGAUUUCCGUCACCGCCGUCGUCGAGUCGUCCAUGGUUGUCGGCCGACAGGACCCGUUCCGCGGCGUCGCCACCAACUACCUGCUGGCCUUGAAGCAGAAGCAGAAUGGAGAUCCCGAACCUUCGCCUUUUGGUUUGACCUACGAGCUCCACGGUCCCCGUAACAAGUACGAUGGUAUUCACGUCCCGGUUCACGUUCGCCACUCCAACUUCAAGCUGCCGUCCGACCCUGCCAAGCCUAUUAUCAUGAUUGGCCCCGGAACUGGUGUUGCUCCUUUCCGAGGUUUCAUCCAGGAGCGAGCCCAGCAGGCACGCGAAGGUAUCAAUGUUGGUCGCACUAUUCUGUUUUUCGGCUGCCGUAAGAGCACUGAGGAUUUCAUGUACGAAUCUGAAUUCGAGGAAUACAAGAAAGCCCUUGGCGACAAGUUCGAAUUGGUCACUGCCUUCUCUCGAGAAUCUUCCAAAAAGGUUUACGUUCAGCACAGACUCAAGGAGCGGUCCGCCGAGAUCAGCGACCUGCUUUCCCAAAAGGCCUUCUUCUAUGUCUGCGGUGACGCUGCCAACAUGGCCCGUGAAGUCAACACUGUUCUGGCUCAGAUCAUUGCUGAGGGCCGUGGCGUCUCAGAGUCCAAGGCAGAGGAGAUUGUCAAGAAUAUGAGAGCAGCAAACCAGUACCAGGAGGAUGUCUGGUCAUAA